Messenger RNA from Ipomoea nil (Japanese morning glory), 4746 nucleotides. RefSeq lists its product as uncharacterized. NCBI's taxonomy places the organism in Eukaryota, Viridiplantae, Streptophyta, Magnoliopsida, Solanales, Convolvulaceae. Gene Ontology annotation, biological process: telomere maintenance; DNA repair. Bases 1 to 4746 code for a protein of 1581 amino acids. Gene Ontology annotation, molecular function: DNA helicase activity. The record is from RefSeq and is a predicted model, not a curated record. The transcript is spliced from 9 exons.
AUGAGGAAACUUACAUCUACAACCACCAUUGGUUCGAAGAGGAAGCAUCCCAGCAACAACGAAGCGAAUGAGAAUAGUAAUAUCAUUGAUGCAGCCUACAUGUCGCCAAUUGAAUCCAGCCGGAAUGCAGGCAAUAGUAAACCGCUUAUUGGUGUUUUCCAAAGUUCGCUAAGUACGCCAUUAAGUAUGGUUACAAAUGGUUAUUAUUUUGAUAUUGGUGAUCCAGAUUAUGUUUGCGAGCAUUGUAAUUCGUUUUUUUGGUACAAUGAACGGUCAAGCAAUUCCAGGGGCUCUGAAAAUCCAAAAUACUCUGCAUGUUGUGUCAAUGGGAAGAUAAAGUUUCCAUUAAUGACAAAGCCUCCUCAGAAGUUGCAUGACCUAUUCUUUACCACCAGUGAUAAAAAUAAAUGUUUUUUAAAGAAUAUAAGGUCCUACAACAACAUGUUCUGCUUCACGUCCAUGGGUGGGAAAAUUGAUAGAACUAUUAACAACGGAACAUCACCGCCUAUAUUCCGUAUUAAUGGUCAAAAUUUUCAUCGCAUUGGGAGCUUAGUCCCUUCAAUUGGCAUUCAACCUAAAUUUGCCCAAUUAUACAUUCACGAUACAGAAAAUGAGAUAGAAAAUCGAUUCAACUCUUUGAGGGCGCAAAACAAUGGUUCUACAUUGCAUGUUGAGGUAGUACACGACAUUAAGCAAACGCUAGAUGAACACAAUGUGUUGGUUAAGUCAUUCCGAAUGGCCAAGUCGUUUAUUGAAUCUAAUCCUCAAACUCAUAUAAGAACGAGAUUAAUAGGGAAGAGGACCAAAGAUGCCAGAAUUUAUGCACUUCCAACUACUUCCGAGGUUGCCGCUCUCAUUGUUGGAGAUAUAGACCCUUACAUGGGACAGCGUGAUAUUAUUGUCGAGUCUAGAUCUGGAGUCCUCAAACGAAUAAGUGAAUUAAACCCAACUUAUUUACCAUUGCAAUACCCAAUAUUAUUUCCAUAUGGAGAGGAUGGUUUCAGGGAAGAUAUACAUUUUGCUCCACAUCGUACUAAACAAGACUUUUCAAGAAAGAGUGUUUCACAAAGAGAGUACUUCGCGUUCCGUAUACACGAAAGAUCAAAUGAGACCUCAACUAUAAUGUAUGCUAAAAGGUUAUUCCAACAAUUCUUGGUUGAUGCAUAUACUAUGGUUGAAUUUUCGAGGUUACUCUAUAUUCGGUUAAAUAAAAAAGCUUUGAGGUGUGAGGCGUACAAAGGUCUCUCUGAUGCGCUGACGCGAGGUGAAGUUCAACCCAGUUCUCAAGGUAAAAGAAUAAUAUUACCUUCAAGUUUCACUGGAGGAGCAAGGUACAUGAUACAAAACUAUCAAGACGCCAUGGCAAUUUGCAGAUUUAUAGGUUAUCCCAAUCUUUUUAUUACAUUUACAUGUAAUCCUAAAUGGCCUGAGAUAGAACGCUUCUUGGAGAAAAGAAACUUGAAAGCUGAAGACCGCUCGGACAUUGUUUGCCGUGUUUUCAAAAUGAAGCUAGACUGUUUAAUAAAAGAAAUAAAAAAUGGGAAACUAUUUGGUCGCGUAAAGGCAGUUAUAUACACAAUUGAGUUCCAGAAACGUGGUCUUCCGCAUGCUCACAUAUUACUGUUCCUGCAAGCGAACAACGAGUUUGCAGACCCGACCUUUAUGGACACGAUCAUUUCAGCCGAGAUCCCCGACAAGGUGACAGAGAAUGAAUACUACAAACAUGUUGGAGAAUUCAUGUUGCACGGCCCGUGUGGUGCUGCCAGGAUUAAAUCACCGUGCAUGGCAAAUGGCAAGUGUUCAAAGCAUUUUCCAAAAAGAUACAUUGAUGCAUCGCAUUUUGACCAAGAUGGUUACCAGUUGUCAAUCAAGUACUUAUUCAAGUAUGUAAACAAGGGCAACGACCGGGUCACUGUUGAGUUUUAUAAGGCUACGAUCGAUGGAGUUGGUAACGAGAUUGUGGAUGAGAUAAACAUGUAUUAUGAUUGCAGAUACGUAUCUGCAUUUGUUUUCCAAGACGAUGAUACGAUUGAUAAUGUCCUCAAUAGGGAAACCGUUGGGAAAAGUAUGUUUAAUGCAUGGUUUGUAGCCAAUCAGAAUUUCAAAGAAGCGAGUUUACUGACGUACAUCGAGAUGCCUACCAAAUUUGUGUGGAAGAAGGACAUCCGUGAAUGGCAUCCAAGAAAGAAGGGUUCCUCAAUUGGUAGAAUAUUCUAUGUACCUCCAGCUUCAGGGGAAAUAUAUUAUUUGAGGUGUCUAUUGAACAUAGUCCGUGGUCCAACAAGUUACAAAGAUAUUAGGACAGGUAACGGUGUUGAGUACUUAACCGUUAGAGAUGCGUGUUAUGCUCAUGGAUUGCUAGACGAUGAUAAAGAGUACAUUGAUGCUAUAAAUGAAGCAAGCUACUGGUCCAAUGCGCAUUCAUUGAGGAAGCUAUUUGUUGUUUUACUAACAUCAUCAUCAAUUAUUAGACCCGAAAAUGUUUGGAAUCAAGUGUGGGAACAUUUGUCUGAAGAUGCUCAACACUAUCAAAGGAGAGUAUUAAAACAACAAGAUUUGUUCUUAACAGAGGAAGAGAAAAAGAACUUUGCAUUAAUUGAACUGGAAAACCUGUUGGGUCAACAAAACAAGUCUUUAAAAGACUACCCCCCGAUGCCAACACCAAGUACUGAUAAUUCACGGUUGUUUCAAAAUCGAUUGGUUUUUGAAGAGUUGUCUUACGAUUCGGAACAGUUGAAGACAGAUUCUGAGGUCCUUUGUGCCAAACUAACUGAAGAACAGGGUCUCAUAUAUGAUACUGUUAUCCAAGAUAUUGAGAACAAGAAGGGUGACUUAUUUUUUGUUUAUGGUUACGGUGGAACAGGAAAGACUUUCCUGUGGAGAGCUUUAUCAGCUGCAGUCAGAUGCAAAGGCCAAAUCGUUUUAAAUGUCGCUUCAAGUGGCAUAACUUCUUUGUUGUUACCAGGUGGCCGGACUGCACACUCGAGAUUUGCAAUACCUAUUGCAAUAAAUGAGGACUCUACCUGUAACAUUAAGCAAUGUAGCGACUUGGCUGAAUUGCUGAUCAAGACGAGCUUGAUAAUUUGGGAUGAAGCUCCCAUGAUGCACAAACAUUGCUUUGAAGCUUUAGAUAGAACCAUGCGGGAUUUGUUGCGUUUUGUAGACCCUAAUAGUGAAAUGAAGACGUUUGGUGGUAAAAUAGUUGUUCUGGGUGGAGAUUUCCGCCAAAUUCUUCCAGUAGUUCCCAAAGGUACACGACAAGACAUUGUUUCUUCAGCAAUCAAUUCAUCAUACCUAUGGGAUAGUUGCAAAGUGUUAAGGUUGACUAAAAACCUCAGGCUCAGCUCGGUACCAAAUGGUGGAAACCGACAGGCGUUACAAGAGUUUGCUGACUGGAUUGCCAAUAUCGGCGAUGGGAAGCUUGGUGGGCGGAAUAACGGGUUUGCAGAUGUUGAAAUACCAAUGCACAUGUUAGUAUCAUCCGGGGGGGACGACAUUAAAGCAAUUGUGCACAGUACAUUUCCUAUUUUUGCAAGUGGAAACACUGACCCCGAGCACCUGUUGGGUCGUGCAAUAUUAGCACCAACGCUCGACGUUGUCAACGCUGUUAAUGACUAUAUGACUGAGUUGCACAAUGCCGAAAGUAGGUCAUACUAUAGUUCAGACGCAGUAAGCAAAGCCGAUGGCGAUAACGGUAUAUUUGGAGACGUACACACACCGGAGUUUCUAAAUAGCAUUCGGGUUUCAGGUCUACCAAAUCAUACACUGACUUUGAAAAUCGGAUCACCAGUAAUGUUAAUGAGAAAUAUUGACCAUUCUCUUGGUUUGUGCAAUGGAACUCGGUUGAUAAUCACAAAGCUAGCAGAUCAAGUGAUUGAAGGCGAGAUUCUGACUGGUCCCAACAAAGUUCCAAUUGACAUUCAAUCUACCAACAACCCCAGUUUGAGUCCCAGCAGCAGCAGCAAUGGUCAUACAUUGACCAUAUCUCCUGGAAUGACACAGUAUUGGACUCCUCACUGUGAAGAUGAAAUCAAACCAGCAGUAGACAUGAUUUUUAAAACAUUGGAUGCUGGUAUUGAAUUCUACAAACAUUAUGCUGCCAAAGUCGGGUUUGACACGAGGUCUAGUUCCGUCGUUACAGCACGUGACGGGACAAAAAUUCAAAAGCAUAUCGUUUGCAACAGAGAAGGAUUUAAGAAUACAGGAGCUCAACAUUGUCCCUCGCAGUCAAGUGCAGAUGCAGGAGAAGGUCCUUCCCGUCCAAAGCGGCGAAGGGUUUCAAACAGAACUGGUUGCAGAGCUAGGAUUAUGUUUAGGUACAUUGGAGCAGUUGGGUACCAAAUUACCACUUUUAUUGAAAAACAUAAUCACAACAUGUCUUCGGUUCUGGCAAGGCAGUUUUUAAAAGGAAAUAGAAACAUCUCCAGUGUUCACCAGAAGUUUAUACUCGACUGCGCUAAAGCAAAUAUUGGAGCAUCAAAAUCACACGGUUUAUACAGUAAUAUUGUGGGGGAUUAUUCUGAAGUUGGAGCAACUGUAGUGGACUUUAAAAAUGUCAGAAGGGAUCUCAGAGCAUACAUAUUGGGAGCUGAUGCACAAAUACUGGUGCAUAAUCUUAUUAAGAAACAAGAGAUGUGCCCUGCAUUUGCUUUUGACUACGAGGUUGAUGAAGAUGAGCAGACUGUUUUGGGCAGAUCCAAUGUCAAAAAAGAAUUUUGCUGCAUUUGGAGAUGUCGUCUCUUUUGA